GAAUUUCUUUAAAUGAAAUUUAUAUAUAAAAAAUCACAUCACCUCAUAUUUAUAUCACAAGAGAAAUGGAUGUAUAGGCAUUCAUGUACACUGCUUCUCUAACACACAGACGAAACUUCUCUUGCUCUUUCUCAAUAUUCCAGUCACUUCCCGGUGACAACUCCGACCAAUACUCCGUCCAUAGAGUUUUGAAGUCGUUUCGACUUCGAUAAUACAAAACAGUGAUGACAAGAGAAUGAGAAACCAUCGACGGCGAUCAUGUCACUGCCGUGCUCCGAUUGCUUCACCGACCUACUCUGUUGUGAGGAAUCAUCAGAAAUUUUCUCCGGCGAGUCGCCGGAAUGUUCAUCGGACCUCGAAUCUUCAGCAUGUAUCGAAGAAUCUAUUGCCAGUUUUAUUGAGGAUGAGAGGAACUUCGUUCCUGGAUUCGAUUACUUAUCUCGCUUCCAAUCUCGCUCUCUCGAUGCAUCGGCGCGCGAAGAAUCCGUUGCAUGGAUUCUCAAGGUGAAAACAUACUAUAGAUUCCAGCCAUUGACGGCUUAUCUGUCAGUCAACUAUUUGGACCGAUUCCUUUAUUCCCGUCCAUUGCCGCAAGCAAAUGGAUGGCCAAUGCAUCUUUUAGCCGUGGCUUGCUUGUCAUUAGCAGCUAAGAUGGAGGAAGCUCUGGUUCCUUCGCUAUUGGAUCUUCAGGUUGAAGGUGCCAAAUAUAUUUUUGAACCCAGAACAAUCCGCAGAAUGGAACUUCUCGUUCUUACUGUGUUGGAUUGGAGGCUACGAUCCGUAACACCGUUUAGCUUUCUCGGUUUCUUCGCAUGCAAGAUCGAUCCAACGGGAACUUACAUUGGGUUUCUGAUUUCACGGGCAACGGAAAUCAUCUUGUCUAAUAUGCAAGAAGCAAGUUUUCUUGAGUAUUGGCCAUCAAGCAUUGCUGCCGCAGCUAUACUUUGUGCAGCAAAUGAAAUACCAAACUUGUCUCUCGCUAAUCCUGAACAUGCUGAAUCGUGGUGCGAUGGACUAAGCAAAGUAAGGAGAUACGUAUUUUUACAUACAAUACCUAAAAUGAUUAUGAUUAUAGUUGCGAUUGGGCGUCUCCAUGUUUACAAGUACAAACUCGUGUCCCAACUCCCAAGUACAUCCAAUUUUUUGCAGGAAAAGAUCAUCGGCUGCUACCAGUUAAUGCAAGAUCUUGUGCUUGACAACAGCCGGAGGAAACCUCCAAAAGUCUUACCGCUGCUUAGAGUAACAAUCCGGGCCAGAACGAGGUCCCUUGACUCAUCUUCUUCUCCAUCUUCAUCUUCAUCCUCAUCCUCAUCUUAUAAAAGGAGAAAAUUAAAUAACUGCUUAUGGGUGGACGAUGACAAAGGAAACCCCGAUUGAGGGCAUAAAAAAAUGGAGGAAAAAAGAAAGGAGAGGAAUAAAAAAAAAUAAAGGAAACAAAUUAUGGUGGUCCAAUCUAUAUAGAAUCCUCAAAAAUAUUUUGUUGGAAGGUUUUGAGGGAAAAAUUGACUCAGUGAUGCAGAUUACUUUGUGUAUAUAUGUGUGAACUAGAGUUUGGUGAGUUUGGAGAUUGAUUAAUUUUUUUUUGGUGGGGUUUGCCAUUGAAUAUAUAUUAAUGGCAUUGCAGAUUCCCAAGGGAGGGGGGUUUGUUUACCUUAAUAAUUUUGUGUGAGAAAGUUAGAAGAAGAGAGAGAAAGCUUAUGUUUUAAAUAGUAGUCAUAGAGCUAGUGUGAAAGAAGUGGGGUGAUGAAAUUCAAUGGCAGCAUUGAUUAUUGAAUGAAAGGGAGGAGAUGGUGGGACCUUAAAUGGGCAAAGAAAUUCAAAAGGGUUAGCGAAAAUAAGGGAUUAAGCUUUAGAAGUUUGGGCUGUUCAUAGAAAACAAGUAAGCUUCUCAGAUACUGGCCACCAUCAUUUUCAUCGCUCCGUCUUUUGAUGGGAAGAAACUCCAAUAAAAAGGAAAAAUAAUAAUAUGGCUCUAUCCACACAUGAUAUGAUAUGUUUAUAGAUUUUGAGAGUGGCUUGUGUGCACAUGCUCUAGGAGGUGCAUGGCACACACGUGUGUAUGUGUGCUUUUUUGGCGGGAAUUGCCUCUUAUAAAUGGCCUUUGAGACCUUGGCCUAACCAUACUACUAGAAUAUUAACCACAGGGCUUGUGGUUACACGUGUGUAAACUUUUCUUAAUUUCCUUUUCAUUUCCUUUAAAAUUUUUUCUUUAUUUUUAUUAUUAUUUUUUUUUUCCCAAAGAGGAGAAACCUCUUACGAGGCCUAUCUUUGGACUGGCAAUUGGCAAAUACAAAGGUCUUUGGGGCCUUUCACGCGUGCUUGUAUCAGAUUCUGAUUAAUAUAAUAAUCCAAAUAUAUAUCUUUCUUUCAA
This is a messenger RNA of Manihot esculenta (cassava), 2371 nucleotides long. RefSeq names its product cyclin-D1-1. The record is from RefSeq and is a predicted model, not a curated record. Gene Ontology annotation, biological process: mitotic cell cycle phase transition; regulation of cyclin-dependent protein serine/threonine kinase activity. Gene Ontology annotation, cellular component: nucleus; cytoplasm; cyclin-dependent protein kinase holoenzyme complex. Gene Ontology annotation, molecular function: cyclin-dependent protein serine/threonine kinase regulator activity. Bases 259 to 1377 code for a protein of 372 amino acids. The transcript has 5 exons. Lineage: Eukaryota; Viridiplantae; Streptophyta; Magnoliopsida; Malpighiales; Euphorbiaceae.